Dipodomys ordii (Ord's kangaroo rat) is the source of this 1021-nucleotide messenger RNA. RefSeq names its product heme binding protein 2 (gene Hebp2). The coding region runs from base 74 to 694 and encodes 206 amino acids. The record is from RefSeq and is a predicted model, not a curated record. Gene Ontology annotation, cellular component: cytoplasm. The transcript has 4 exons. Lineage: Eukaryota; Metazoa; Chordata; Mammalia; Rodentia; Heteromyidae.
GCGGCCCCAGGCGCGCGUCCGUCCUUCGCGGCGCGGCCGAUCGGGUUCCGCGCCCCCAGCAUCCGCGUCGCCCAUGGCCGAGGCGUCCGAGCCAGACCUCGGGACAGCCGAGGGCGCGGCGGCGGGGCCAGCGGUGGAGACGCCGGGCUGGGAGGCCCCGGAGGACGCGGGCCCGCAGGCCGGAAGUUAUGAGACCCGACACUACGGGCCCGCCAAGUGGGUCAGCACCUGCGUGGAGUCCAUGGACUGGGAUUCCGCCAUCCAGACCGGCUUCUCCAGACUGAACGGCUACAUUCAAGGCAACAACGACAGAGAGAUGAAAAUAAAGAUGACAGCGCCAGUGAUGAGCUAUGUGGAGCCCGGCUCAGGUCCUUUUAGUGAGUCUACCAUUACCAUCUCCCUGUACAUCCCCUCCGAGCAGCAAUCUGAUCCGCCCAGGCCUUCGGAGUCGGAUGUCUUCAUUGAAGACAGAGCUGGGAUGACUGUGUUCGUACGGUCAUUUGAUGGGUUCUCUAGUGGCCAAAAGAACCAAGAACAACUUUUGACAUUAGCAAGCAUUUUGAGGGAAGAAGGAAAAGUUUUCAAUGAAAAGGUUUUCUACACUGCAGGCUACAACAGCCCUUUCAAACUGCUCGACAGAAAUAAUGAAGUGUGGCUGAUUCAGAAAAAUGAAUCUUCCAAAGAAAAUGAAUGAAAAAAUGCAAGAAAGUUCAUUUCUGUUGAAUGUUGGCGUCAAUACCACCUCUAAAGUGUAUCUAGAAUCUUUUGAGUGGACUAGUAUGAAAUCACACUCAUUUCCAGUGUGCCUUCCUAAUGCUUAAAGCUUUAUUUAGAUACACAGAUAAACCUGGGGCCAAGGAAAUGGGUUAUAGUUCUGGUGGCCUUACUUUCUGAGAGCAUCUAGUGAAUUGCCUGCUGCUUCCUCUUCCUUGAGUCACAAUCAUGUCCUGUUCCUGCAGGAAUUUGUGUCCAUUGCACCUUACACUUUCUGGAUAAUAUCAGUAAAAAUAGGAAAAACUAA